Ixodes scapularis (black-legged tick) is the source of this 1137-nucleotide messenger RNA. RefSeq names its product nucleoporin Nup43 (gene Nup43). The transcript has 7 exons. Gene Ontology annotation, cellular component: nuclear pore outer ring. The record is from RefSeq and is a predicted model, not a curated record. NCBI's taxonomy places the organism in Eukaryota, Metazoa, Arthropoda, Arachnida, Ixodida, Ixodidae. Bases 128 to 1108 code for a protein of 326 amino acids. Gene Ontology annotation, molecular function: protein binding.
CACGAGCCAAUCCAAUCCAAUUAUGUUGAGUUGUUUUGAAUGGGAUGCUUCUCGAGCACGCUACCGAUAGUUGUACGAGCUGCUGGAUGAUUGCUUUACUGUGUAAUUUGCUAUAACCGUCUUCAUCAUGGUCGGUAUUAACGUCAAGUUUGUUGGCAAGAAGGUGAACCGUGUCCGCUUCAAACCGGAUGGUCAAAAUCUUGCGAGCAGUGCACACUGCCUGCUUGUUUCUGGAAGCUGGGACGACCAGCCAAACUCGUUGUGCCUGUGGUCCUGUCCAACCGGUUUCCCGGCUUAUGACGAACCAAACGCUAACCAGGCGAUCAACUGCCUACACAAGUUCGACAUCUCGUCCGACAUCGACGACCUCUGCUUUGCAGGCGCAGACUUUGUAGCGGUGGCACUGGCCUCGGGAGAUGUGCGUCUCUUCAGGUGUGGAAGCAAAGAGCUCCAAGAGCAACAGUGCUGGAAGCAGCUCCACCCUGGCUACCCGUGCACUGCCGUAGCCAGCCGCGGGCCCACCAAGCUGGCGAGUGUUGGCGAGGACGGCCGACUGUGCCAGCUGGAGCAAGGCCGCCACGAGGCUGUUCGUUGCCUUGAGAGGGCGGACAGCGGCGCUCCAACGUGCCUGCGGUUUGUGCGGCACAACCACGUGGCGGUGGGGAACCUGGCAGGUCACGUGCACCUCUGGGACCUGAACUCUCCCGACCGGCGUCCGACGCAGGACCUCUUUUGGGCCGGCGAACAAGUGACCUGCAUGGGCCAGCAUCCUUCCCAGGGCCACCUGCUGGCGAGCGGGGCAUCGAGCGGCCGCCUUUGCCUGUGGGACCUGCGUCAGGGGCGCGUGCCCACGGCCACGCUGGCCGCCCCGGCACAGGGUGCUCUGGCCGACAUGAUCUUUGAGCCGGAAGGUGCGCUGCUCUUCUGUGCCAGCAACGGGUCCCUGUUGCGCUGGGGGAAUCCUGGGCUUCCUCGCGGCGGAGUAGAGCUGGAGUCCCUGGUGCGUCCCCAGGGGCGGCCCCUCAACAGCCUCGACCUGCGGGGCCCCCUGGUGGCGACCGGGUCCGACUCGGAGGCCAUCUUUCUGCUCACUCUCGGACGGGAAUAAAGGAAAUAAAGAGGGCCUUGACACUCAGA